AUGUCUACCUGUUGUAUAGCUACGGAUACCUCUAAUUUUGGCAAAUGGCAGGAUGAUUUAAAAUCUUCAAUUUUAAAAUAUUUAGAAACAGUUAAUCUUGAUAAUGAAGGUAAAUGGAAAAGGAUUGUUGUAAAUGAUGUAAUGAAAUUAUUUGCAAAUGCAUUAAAUAUAUAUGAUGUUUCUUUUGAUGUUAGUGAUGAUGAAUCAUCAGUUAACGAGAAAAAAUCUAUUGAUUAUAUUAUGGAUAAUGAAAAAGAUAAUGAUGAUACUAUUGAUAAUAUAGAUAAUAUAGAUGUUAAUGGUGUUAUAAAUGAAAUUAAAAAUGGAAAAAUAAAAACUAGAGAAUUAGAAUCAAAAUUUGGUCAUUCAUCAGCAGUUACCAUUCGUAGGAGGUAUAUUGAAGAUGUAACAAGUAAAUCAUUAAAUAACCUUCCAUAUACAAAUUAUGAUUAUUCAAUAGUUAAUGGUGCAUGUUGUGAAAAUGUUAUUGGUUUUAUGCCUAUUCCUACAGGAAUAGCUGGUCCUUUAUUAGUUAAUGAUGAAAUAAUGUAUAUACCUUUAUCAACAACAGAAGGAGCUCUUAUAGCAAGUACAAGUCGUGGAUGUAGAGCUGUAACAGAAUCUGGUGGAAUUAAAUCAUUUGUUAUUAAAGAUGGAAUGACUAGAGCACCAGUGGUAAAGUUUCCUACAAUAGUAGAAGCUUACAAAUUAAAAACAUGGAUUGAGGAAGAAAAAAAUUUUAUAGAUCUUAAAAAUGUUUUUGAAAGUACAUCAAGAUUUGCUAUCCUUAAUAAAAUUACUUGUGAUAUGGAAGGAGUAUAUAUUUAUAUUCGUUUUGAAGCAAGUACAGGAGAUGCUAUGGGAAUGAAUAUGGUUUCAAAAGCUGUUCAUGCAGCAAUGGAAUAUAUACAAAAAUUAUUUCCUAAUAUGAUUAUUCAAUCAUUAAGUGGAAAUCAAUGUGUUGAUAAAAAAGCUAGUGCAAUAAAUUGGAUAAAUGGAAGAGGAAAAUCUGUAAUUUCUGAAGCAAUUAUAAAAGCUGAUAUAGUUAAAAAUGUACUUAAAACAAAUGUUGAUUCAAUGGUUGAAUUAGCUAAAUCAAAAUUACUUAUUGGAACUUCAACAACAAUGACAAUUGGUGGUUGGAAUGCUCAUGCAGCAAAUAUUGUUGCUGCAUUAUUUUUAGCUACUGGACAGGAUGCAGCACAGGUUGUAUCAUCAUCAAUGUGCCUUACACAAAUGGAAAAAACAUUAAAUGGUGAUUUAUAUAUAUCAUGUACUAUGAAAUGUAUUGAAGUUGGUACUAUUGGUGGUGGAACAAUAUUAUCACCACAAAAAAGUUGCCUUAAUCUUCUUAAUUGUGAGGGUAGUAAUAUUCAGGAGCCUUCAAGUAAUUCCAAAAAACUUGCCGUAAUUAUAUGUUCAACUGUUCUUGCUGGUGAAUUAUCUUUAAUGGCAGCUCAAUGUUCUGAUGAUUUAGUUAGAAGUCACUUAAAAUUAAAUAGAUCAAAUUUAGCGUUAUCACAUGUAUCAUCAUUAAAUGUUCCUCAUAAUUUAAAAAAUACAUUAAAUAGAGAAAAAAGAAAUAAUAAAAAUACACCAUCUGAAUGUUCUUCAAUUUGUUCUGCAGUUGUACAUUUAGAUAAAACGGCAAAAAAGUUUGACUUAAAAUGUUCCAAUAUUUUAUAA
Molecule: messenger RNA, 1686 nt
Organism: Strongyloides ratti
Lineage: Eukaryota; Metazoa; Nematoda; Chromadorea; Rhabditida; Strongyloididae
Product: 3-hydroxy-3-methylglutaryl-coenzyme A reductase
Exons: 2
Coding region: 1-1686 (561 amino acids)
Biological process (GO): sterol biosynthetic process; coenzyme A metabolic process; isoprenoid biosynthetic process
Cellular component (GO): endoplasmic reticulum membrane; peroxisomal membrane
Molecular function (GO): hydroxymethylglutaryl-CoA reductase (NADPH) activity; protein binding
Source: RefSeq, a predicted model, not a curated record